Messenger RNA from Quercus lobata, 1686 nucleotides. RefSeq names its product FAD-dependent oxidoreductase family protein. Lineage: Eukaryota; Viridiplantae; Streptophyta; Magnoliopsida; Fagales; Fagaceae. The record is from RefSeq and is a predicted model, not a curated record. Gene Ontology annotation, cellular component: cytoplasm. The coding region runs from base 52 to 1386 and encodes 444 amino acids. The transcript has 3 exons.
ACCCACGUGUCACACUGUUAGUACUUUCAAAAAACAUAGUGGCAAAUAGAUAUGACGGUUUCUGUUGUACCUUCCGUGUCAAUCUCUUCAUUUCUCCGACAAACCCGAAACGCUAGAACCUUCCCCAUUACAUUGAUCCGGUGCUCCUCAUCAAAAUCAUCGACCAUGGAGGAGCAUCCAAAGCGCGUGGUGGUCUGCGGCGGCGGAGUCAUCGGAGUCUGCACGGCUUAUUUUUUAGCGAAGAGAGGCGCCGCCGUGACGCUCGUAGAGAAAUCCGCCGUGGCAUGCGCCGCUUCCGGAAAAGCCGGUGGGUUUCUCGCUCUCGACUGGUGCGACAGUGGGGCCCUCUCUUCUCUCGCCCGCGCCAGCUUCGAUCUCCACCGUUCACUAGCCCAAGAACUCGACGGCCCCCAAUCCUACGGCUACAGACCCCUCACCACUCUCGGCCUCUCCAUCGCCGAAACCGAGUCCCAAGCCACUCCCUCCGCCUCCGUUUCCAAACCCUCCAGUGUGCCUAAUUGGGUUGAUGGGCCGGUUCGGAGCCCCAAAACCAUUGGGACCCCUGAUACCACGGCCCAAGUUCACCCCCAGUUAUUCACUCGGACCCUGAUUUCGAAAGCGGUUGAGAAUUACGGUGCGGAGGUGGUGAUUGGGAAAUUGGAGAGCGUGGAGGUGGAGGAAGGCCGAGUCAAAUCGGUGGCGCUCGAAGGUGGCCGAGUUAUUGAGUCGGAUGCGGUGGUUUUGGCGCUUGGACCUUGGUCUUGUAAAUUGGAGCUGUUGUCAUCGAUAUUCAGAGUGCACGGUUUGAAAGCUCAUAGCAUUGUUUUGGAGCCUAAAAACCCCGAUGCUAUAACCCCACAUGCACUUUUCCUAACUUACCACCCAUCUCAAAGAGGAAAACCCUUGGACCCUGAAGUGUAUCCUCGUCCCACAGGGGAGGUGUACUUGUGUGGCAUGUCUGCGGAGGAAGAGGUACCGGAUGAUCCGGAGCAAAUAGUUGGGAACCCGGAGGCGAUAAAGGUGCUUAAGAGGGUGGCUAAGACUGUGUCGAGUCAAUUGGGGGAAGGAGAGGCGGAAGUGAAGGCGGAGCAAGCGUGUUUCUUGCCUUGUACUGAUGAUAGUGUGCCUGUGAUAGGGGAGGUUCCGGGGAUUCGAGGUUGUUACGUGGCAACUGGCCAUAGUUGUUGGGGUAUUUUGAAUGGUCCUGCCACUGGGGCUGCAAUGGCUGAGCUUGUGUUGGAUGGGCGUGCUUCAAUUGUGGAUCUUACUGUGUUUAGUCCUGCUAGAUUUGUUGGGCGUAGCAGGAGAGGAAAGCAUUCCAGUGCUUCGGAGAAAGAUGAAACUCGAAUGAUCGUGUUGGCUGGUGCAUGUGGAAGGUGUUAUUGAUUCUUAACAUGCAAAAGGAAGAUUUCUUCAAUUCGGCGAUUUACGGUUGGAAUAAGUUUAUAGGCAAUUUGUUCAUUGAAAUGAGAAGAGCCCCCCUUGUUCUAUAUCUUCAUUUGGAAAGUUCAAUUUUCAUUCAAAUUGCACCAGUUGGGUGAAUUAUAGUUUUGCUCAAUGUAAGGGGAAUAAGGAGAAAAAAUCCAGAUAAGAUUGGGGCAACAGGGGAAGAAGAUAGAAUUAUGAAACUUGGCCAAUUAUCAUUGCUUAUGACUUCUUAGAUUUGCCAAUGGCGCCAAUUAGAAU